AUGGUGCGCAGCCCGUUUGGACUGUGCGCCCGUCACCAGCUGACGUAUAGAAGCAAUGCCGUCAAGUUCUGCGUUAACGCUCAUGCAGCGUUUCUUCAGGUUUUGGUAAGCGCCAGCACCGUGACUCUACCUGAAACCUUGCUGUUUGUAUCCACACUGGAUGGAAGCUUACAUGCAGUCAGCAAGAGGACAGGCUCGAUCAAAUGGACUUUAAAAGAAGAUCCGGUCCUGCAGGUCCCAACACACGUGGAAGAGCCUGCCUUCCUCCCAGAUCCCAAUGAUGGAAGCCUGUACACACUCGGGGGCAAGAAUAACGAAGGCCUGACGAAACUUCCUUUUACCAUCCCAGAGUUGGUGCAGGCAUCUCCUUGCCGAAGCUCAGAUGGGAUUCUCUACAUGGGUAAGAAGCAGGACAUCUGGUAUGUCGUCGACCUCCUGACUGGUGAGAAGCAGCAGACUUUGUCAUCAGCCUUCGCAGAUAGUCUCUGCCCGUCGACCUCCCUUCUGUAUCUCGGACGGACAGAGUACACCAUCACCAUGUAUGACACCAAAACCCGAGAGCUCCGCUGGAACGCCACCUACUUUGACUAUGCGGCCUCACUGCCCGAGGAUGAUGGUGACUACAAGAUGUCCCACUUUGUGUCUAACGGCGAUGGGCUGGUGGUGACUGUGGACAGUGAAUCUGGGGACGUCCUGUGGAUCCAAAACUAUGCCUCCCCCGUGGUGGCCUUCUAUGUCUGGCAGCGGGAGGGCCUGAGGAAGGUGAUGCACAUCAAUGUUGCUGUGGAGACCCUGCGCUACCUGACCUUCAUGCCUGGGGAGGUGGGCCGUAUCACGAAGUGGAAGUACCCAUUUCCCAAGGAGACUGAGGCCAAGAGCAAGCUGACGCCCACCCUGUAUGUUGGGAAGUACUCCACCAGCCUCUACGCCUCACCCUCCAUGGUGCACGAGGGGGUCACCGUUGUGCCCCGGGGCAGCACACUCCCUUUGCUGGAAGGCCCCCAAACCGAUGGUGUCACCAUUGGGGACACAGGUGAGUGUGUGAUCACACCCAGCACGGACCUCAAGUUUGACCCUCGCCUCAAAGGGAAGAGCAAGCUGAAUUACCUGAGGAACUACUGGCUGCUCAUAGGACACCAUGAAACCCCGCUGUCUGCCUCUACCAAGAUGCUGGAGAGAUUCCCCAACAACCUGCCCAAACAUCGGGAAAAUGUGAUUCCUGCUGACUCGGAGAGAAAGAGCUUUGAGAAGGUUAUCAACCUGGUUGACCAAACUUCAGCAAACGCACCCAGCACCGUGUCCCCGGAUGUGGAGGAGCAGCUGGCUCGUGCGCCCGCCAAACCCGAGGCGCCUGUGGACUCCACGCUCAAGGACGUGGCCACCAUCAUCCUGAGCACCUUCCUACUGGUCGGCUGGGUGGCCUUCGUCAUCUCCUACCCCCUGAGCAUGCACCAGCAGCGGCAGCUCCAGCACCAGCAGUUCCAGAAGGAGCUGGAGAAGAUCCAGCUCCUGCAGCAGCAGCAGCAGCUGCAGCUGCCCUUCCACCCGCCUGGAGAGCUGAUGCAGGACGCCGAGCUCCUGGACACCUCCAGCCCUUACUCAGAGAGCUCAGGGACCAGCAGCCCCAGCCCGUCCCCCAGAGCCUCCAACCACUCGCUCCAUUCCAGUGGCUCUGCCUCCAAGGCUGGCACCAGCACCUCCCUGGAGCAGGAUGACGAGGAAGAGGAAACCAGCAUGGUGAUAGUUGGAAAAAUUUCAUUCUGUCCCAAAGAUGUGCUGGGCCAUGGAGCUGAGGGCACCAUUGUGUACCGGGGCAUGUUUGACAGUCGAGACGUGGCUGUGAAGAGGAUCCUGCCCGAGUGUUUCAGCUUUGCAGCCCGCGAGGUCCAACUGCUGCGGGAGUCGGACGAGCACCCCAACGUGAUCCGCUACUUCUGCACGGAGAGGGACCGGCAGUUCCAGUACAUCGCCAUCGAGCUGUGUGCGGCCACCCUGCAGGAGUACGUGGAGCAGAAGGACUUCGCCCACCUUGGCCUGGAGCCCAUCGCCUUGCUGCAGCAGACCACCUCGGGCCUGGCACAUCUCCACUCCCUCAACAUCGUUCACAGAGAUCUGAAGCCCCACAAUAUCCUGCUCUCCAUGCCCAAUGCACACGGCAGGAUCAAGGCCAUGAUCUCGGACUUUGGCCUCUGCAAGAAGUUAGCAGUGGGCAGGCACAGUUUCAGCCGCCGAUCUGGGGUGCCAGGCACCGAGGGCUGGAUUGCCCCCGAGAUGCUGAGCGAAGACUGCAAGGAGAACCCUACCUACACGGUGGACAUCUUCUCCGCAGGCUGUGUCUUUUACUACGUUGUCUCCGAGGGCAGCCACCCUUUCGGCAAGUCAUUGCAGCGGCAGGCCAACAUCCUCCUGGGCGCCUACAGUCUUGACUGCUUCCACCCCGAGAAGCACGAAGAUGUCAUUGCCCGUGAGCUGAUAGAGAACAUGAUCGCGAUGGACCCCCAGCAGCGGCCCUCGGCGAAGCACGUGCUCAAGCACCCCUUCUUCUGGAGUGUGGAAAAGCAGCUCCAGUUCUUUCAGGAUGUGAGUGACCGAAUAGAAAAGGAGUCCCUGGACGGCCCGAUCGUGAGGCAGCUGGAGAGGGGCGGGCGAGCCGUGGUGAAGAUGGAUUGGCGUGAGAACAUCACCGUGCCCCUCCAGACAGAUCUGCGUAAAUUCAGAACCUACAAAGGUGGCUCUGUCAGAGAUCUCCUGCGAGCCAUGAGGAACAAGAAGCACCACUACCGGGAGCUGCCUGCGGAGGUGCAGGAGACCCUGGGCUGCCUCCCUGACGGCUUCGUGCGCUACUUCACCUCGCGCUUCCCCCACCUCCUCGCACACACCUACCGGGCCAUGGAGCUGUGCAGCCACGAGAGACUCUUCCAGCCCUACUACUUCCACGAGCCCCCCGCGCCGCAGCCCCCAGGGACUCCAGAUGCCCUCUGAGCCGCGGCGCCCCUUCUGUUCCAGUGGCCCCAGUUGUGACAGCGGGCCUGGUCUCUAGCCUGGAGCUCGACAUCACCCUAGCCUAGCGGGCAGACCAGGCUUCCCAAACCAAGUGCCUUGAGCUGCGCCGUCUGCGGCCAGCAGAGGGGGAUGCUGCCCCCAGGAGGUGGGAGAAGCCGCCCUGGAGGCCCCUGGGGAGCUGGGAGGAAGCUGGCCUUGGAAGCUGCUCUCUAGAUGUCUGCAGAGGCUGGCUCGCCUGAGCUGUGAAAGGAGCCCUGCUGACCUGCUGGACGCCUCGCCAAGACUUAGGGCUGUGUGCAGUUCCUGUUUGAUAUCCGCCUGUGGACCUCCCGGGCAGGGAGUAGAAGAGUCCUAGGUUUUGGCUGCUGCAGGCUGGGCCGCAGGAAGUGCAGCCUUGGCUGGGUGGGGGCUCAGGCAGCAAGGUCCUGAGGAGGGGGAUGUUCAGAGGUGGAGCCUCGCGGCCCAGAGGGUGGCAGAAGGCAUGAGUGACGUCAGGGACUGGCCAGCGAUGGAUGGCUGCAGGCCGUAGACAGGUCUGCGGGUCUCGGGGAGAGGAGGAGGAUGCUCUGUUCAGGAGGCAGCGCCAGCGCGUAACACUGGUGGCCUGAGCAGUAGUCUGUGGUGGGUCAUGUCCUGGGCCACCAGGCAGGAGAGAAAGAGGUUGCUGCCCACUAGCAAGGGCAGCCAAGACCACAGGGCCAAGUCUGGGGGGUGAGUGGGGGCAGCUGAGUAGGGGCCCCCAGCCACCAACAGGAGCGCCUGAGCUGCUGGGGGGUCGGGCUGCUCCAUCUGUGGCAGCAGGUCGGGACACUCGUGCAGAGUCCGGCCCAGGGCUUGGGAGCCGCAGCCAGAGGACUCUGGGCUGUGUGGGCCAGCGUUUGUGCUCCUCCUGCGAAUGUUAACAGCUGCAUUUUGAUCAGACCGUAGAAUGCUAAGCUAGCGUAAGUCACUUAACAGGAACUUACUUGUGAAGAAGAAAUGUGGGAUAUGAGAUCUUCUGUUUCGUGUGGUACCAAAAAUCUCUGUCCCCUCCAGAGGGUCCCGUUGAGAUCUCCUUGUGAUGCUGAAGGGCGAGACAGUCUAGCAGCACUGUAAACAUAUUAAUGUCAAAGUAACGCUCCUUAAGUUAGGCCACUUUUUUUUCUCUAAAAUUAAGUUUUUUAACUUUAGUUUCAGUCAAAACUUCUUUUCCCUCCUGAGAGCCCCAGAGGUUAGGACACAGCCGGCCCGAGGGAGGCAGUGCUGUGCGUCUGCUGCUUCCGCGGAGAGGUCGCUGCCGUGCAGCCCCCCAAGAGGAGCCUCAGUUCCACUGAUCCAAGCAAGCGUGGCAUCGGCAGCUUGGGGCACUGACAGAGUCGCUCCCGCUUCCUCCUGAGGAGGUUUUCAGACUGUUUGUGUCAGGGCUCCUCAUCCAAAGCUUGUUCUGCCUCUGAGGAAUUCAGGCCACUCUCAGAAAGGCCACAAUGACCUUUUUCUUAAUGCCAAUAGAUCCUGCACCUUUGAAACUCAGGAGUGACCCUGCGUAGGCCUUGGGACCGACCACGGCCUUUUGCUGGGCUUCCUUGGCUUCUCUGAUUGCGUGUUCAUCUUCCGGGUUCGUGGCCAGGCUGGGUUUUCUUUUGCUUUGAUACAUCUCUGCCAGUUGUGCCUUCCACAGGGCCCUCCACACGGCUCCAGGUUGCUGUGCCUUGGGUCAGAGGUGACAGCCCUGGAGAGCGCAGGGACGAGGGAGGUGCCGUGUGUCAACCAGCAGGACUGCCACGGCACUGCAGCUCACCGUGUGCUUGCGGAUGUUUUCUCUCCAGGAAGUGCCCGGGUGAUUUCUAGCAGCCCAGUUUGUUGUCAUCUCCCCAUUUUUAGCCCAGUUUGCCUGGAGUCAGUUUUUCAGGUUCCUUUUCCGCUCACCAAAUGGAUUCAUUUCCCAGACUCCUUUACUCCAUGUAUUUUAGUUGAGGAUGGACUGCAGUAAGGUGGGCAGGUCCUGGGGUACCGGGACAACCAAGAGCCAGGCAGCCCCGCCUCUACUUUCGGAAGGCUUCUGGUGGGACAGCGCAUAGCCCCGGCAGCGGAGAAGGGCACGUGUGUGAGGUCCGCACAUCUGCCUUGACAUGCCCGCAUCCGUGUCCACCGGCCCUGGGCCGGUCCCUUUGCCUGUUGUCUCUGCUCACCUCAGGACCCAGGCGCAGUCAGCCCUCCAGCUUGGUCUCACAGACACGUUUUGCCAUCUGGUGCAUCCCCCAGAGCCUGGAAUCCCAGGUCCCUGCUGCGCUCAUCAAGGGCAGCUCUGCAACCUUGCACCCCUGCUUCCAGCUGCGGGGCUCUGGGGUUCUGGAAGGCUGACUGUAUGCCAUCGCCCUCCUCGGGACAAUGCCAAGUUGUACCUGCUGGGAGUCACAGAACCUUAUAAUUUAUUUGGGUCUCGUCUAGACCCACGUGCGGAACCCUCCUGUCCGCGCACCCGAACCCUUCUCUAGUUGCUUCUUGAGUCUUUUGUUGCAAUUGUUGAAAGUGCUGCAUGUCAUGAGGCCCCAAAGCACUUGCACUUUUAAGAACACCGGAGUCCCCUGCCCAGUUGCGGGGCGUCUGGGGCAUGGCUGCGAGGCCUGGGCCUGGGGCUCUGCUCUCUGUCCCCUCUGUGAAGCAGCACUGGCCAGUCACCUGCCAGCAGCACACAGAGCAGUAGGUCCAGCAAAAUGCUUGCUUCCAGCUCCAGGAGAGGCUGUGUGUGUGCUCAGCGAUCAGUUACCCCUGGUGGCUCCCUGUCACUGCAGGAAGAGAAGCAUACUGGCUGCUGAGGGAAGUGUCCACAGGGCCACUCUCCAGCAGCUGGCCCUGGGCCCAGGGUGGUCUUCCCCCUGUUGACAUUCUCCAUCUGUUCCCUGGAUCCUUAUCUCUGUUGUUGUCACUUGUUGGUCAGCGGGUAUCAGGAGAGGUGGUGGGAGAGGAAGUGUCGCAGCCCUGGAAGGCGCCUCUUUCCUUCCCGUUUGCCUGCUCCCAUGGUGUCUCCCGCUGUGCCCCCGGGCCCCAGGCGCAGGGUAUUCACUGGCAGCCUUGGCCUUUCCUGGAAGGAGGUCAACGGUCACCCUGCGCAGGAGCCCAGCUUCUUCCUUCAGGGUUGGGUCCUUAAUCGUUUAAGCCCAAGUGUCUGUUCUGUUCCUGUUUUCUAUUGUCUUUAUGAAGCAGUAAUUUUCCAGGAGGGACUCGGGCUCUGGUGUGUGUUUCAGUGCCUCAGUCCUGUCUGUAUUCACUGGAAGCUUGCAGUGGAUAUAGCUGCCUCGAGCUGCCCGCUGGCAGCCUGCCCCACGCUGGGAGCAGUGGUCCUUCCCAGGACCCCCAGGCUGCGCUGGGGCAGCCCCACACCCCUGAGCUGUGCUGGUCAGCUGCGUGGCGUUCUCGCGCAUGACCCUUGUGUGCUGUUCUUUUUUGCAGUGACCUAUUUAUUGAACCUAUUUAUAUUUAUUUAAUUUUUACUCUGAAGUAUAUCGAGUUACAUUUGCACUUGCUUAAAAGCACAUCAGAUCCGGUUUGGACGACACCCCUGGCCACUUAGAACUGGAAAAGGAAGAGUUAAACUGUAUCCUAGCAUGACAUGGUCGCCAUGUCUUUACUGGGUGAAUAAUCUGGUCGGGUAAAAUGCUAAUUUGUAGGUGAUUUUUUUUUUUUUAAGUCAUGUGCCAUUGUGUCUUCUCUGUGGAUGGUUGUUUUAAUUGAUGUGUGUUAAUUGUGUGAUACAAUCCUUCUUUGUGGAACCUAAAAUCUUUUUAGCUUUAUAUUUUAUGAACUGCCAGAUUUUUAUGUGUAUUUUUAAAGCUUGAUGAUAUGAGGGUUGUUAUCUAAAGCUAAAGUUCUAUUUUUGUACUUUCUGUACAGUUUUAUAAUUCUGCUGAUUGAUGAUGGGAUCUGAUGCUGAGCCAACACAAAUAAAGGUAGUCUUAGGUCUGGGA
Molecule: messenger RNA, 6947 nt
Organism: Octodon degus (degu)
Lineage: Eukaryota; Metazoa; Chordata; Mammalia; Rodentia; Octodontidae
Gene: Ern1
Product: endoplasmic reticulum to nucleus signaling 1
Exons: 22
Coding region: 1-2982 (993 amino acids)
Biological process (GO): protein phosphorylation; IRE1-mediated unfolded protein response; intrinsic apoptotic signaling pathway in response to endoplasmic reticulum stress
Cellular component (GO): IRE1-TRAF2-ASK1 complex
Molecular function (GO): ATP binding; protein serine/threonine kinase activity; RNA endonuclease activity
Source: RefSeq, a predicted model, not a curated record